GACAUCUACACUGAUCAUCAGGACACUGAUCAUCAGUGCAGCCCCAUCAGUGCUGCCUCUAAGUAUCCAUCAAUGCUGCCUAUCAGUGCCCAUCAGUGUUGCCUUUCAGUGCCCAUCAGUGAUGACUGUCAAUGCCAAUCAGUGCCACCUAUCAGUGCCCAUCAGUGCCACCUAUCAAUGCCAUCUAUCAGUGCUACAUAUCAGUGCCCAUCAGUUAUUCCUGUCAUUUCCCAUCAGUGCCGCCUACCAGUGCCUCCUCAUCAGUGCCACCUAUCAGUGCUGUCCAUCAGUGCCACCAAUCAGUGCCGCCUAUCACUACAGCCUCAUCAG
Messenger RNA from Staurois parvus, 330 nucleotides. NCBI's taxonomy places the organism in Eukaryota, Metazoa, Chordata, Amphibia, Anura, Ranidae. The record is from the annotation of a GenBank genome assembly.